Molecule: messenger RNA, 1441 nt
Organism: Dryobates pubescens (Downy woodpecker)
Lineage: Eukaryota; Metazoa; Chordata; Aves; Piciformes; Picidae
Gene: CALM2
Product: calmodulin 2
Exons: 6
Coding region: 130-579 (149 amino acids)
Molecular function (GO): calcium ion binding
Source: RefSeq, a predicted model, not a curated record
GCGGUUUAUGAGGCACUGCUGGCGGCCAGGCAGGGCUCAGUGUGAGGCGAGCUGUAGAGCGGGCAGGUUGUUCGUGUGCCCAGUGCUGCUGUUAGCUUCCACCACACCCUACAGCCAGGCCGAGCCAUCAUGGCUGAUCAACUGACAGAAGAGCAGAUUGCAGAAUUCAAAGAAGCCUUUUCACUAUUUGACAAGGAUGGUGAUGGAACUAUAACUACAAAGGAGUUGGGGACAGUGAUGAGAUCGCUUGGUCAAAACCCCACAGAAGCAGAGCUACAGGAUAUGAUCAAUGAAGUAGAUGCUGAUGGCAAUGGCACAAUUGACUUCCCAGAGUUUCUGACAAUGAUGGCAAGAAAAAUGAAAGAUACAGAUAGUGAAGAAGAAAUUAGAGAAGCGUUCCGUGUGUUUGACAAGGAUGGUAAUGGUUACAUUAGUGCUGCAGAGCUCCGUCAUGUGAUGACAAAUCUUGGGGAGAAGCUAACAGAUGAAGAAGUUGAUGAAAUGAUUAGGGAAGCAGACAUUGAUGGUGAUGGUCAAGUAAACUAUGAAGAGUUUGUACAAAUGAUGACAGCGAAGUGAAGACGUUGUACAGAAUGUGUUAAAUUUCUUGUACAAAAUUGUUUAUUUGCCUUUUCUCUGUUUGUAACUUAUCUGUAAAAGGUUUUUCCCUUACUGUCAAAAGAAUAUGCAUGUAUAGUAAUUAGAAGGCCAUUCCUCCAUGUUUUUUUCUCCUUUAUCUUACUGUCAUUGUUCUGAUUUUUGGAAAAUUGAUCUAAGUAACAAAUGUUGCAUGUGGCUUACUCUGGAUAUUUUAAGCCCUUCUGCACAUCUAAAGUUAAAUGGAGUUGGUUGAGGGAACAUCUGGGCUGUCUAUUUAAAAAAAAAAAAUUCUUUCGAAUACUUAGGUAUGAGUAGUGUAACAAGUUACAUAAAGUAAGCUAGGGUUUACUGUGCAUUAGCAGUUCCUUAAAAGUGACAUGCUGGCUCUUGUUCUCCAGUACAUGAAGGCGUUUAUUCUGCUUUCUGUGAUGGAGGAUAAGGACUUCUACAGCUAACUGCAGGAUAAAAGCAUGUGAACAGUAUAUAUGUACAUGUGGCUAAUGCACUGUAAAAAUCAUUCUCCUAGCUUACUUCUGAGUAACUUGUGGCCAUACCUGUAACAUGUUGUUGAAAUGUGGAGUCUUAACGUUGUGGACAAUUGACAGUCAACAAUAUGAAACUUAAGUUGCACUAAUGCAAAACGGGUGAUUUUAUCCAGGUACUCGUACACAAGUUUUUUUUGUACUGCUGGUCCUGUACCAGAAAACAUUUUAUCCUCUUGUUACUAUGCUUUUUAAACUUUGUUUAGCCACUUAUUUUCAGAAAAUCUGCUUAUGGCACGAUUUGCCUCAAAUCCAUUCCAAGUUGUAUAUUUGUUUUCCAAUAAAAAAAUUACAAUUUA